Tetranychus urticae (two-spotted spider mite) is the source of this 5208-nucleotide messenger RNA. NCBI's taxonomy places the organism in Eukaryota, Metazoa, Arthropoda, Arachnida, Trombidiformes, Tetranychidae. The record is from RefSeq and is a predicted model, not a curated record.
CUUUUAUUUCUUUUCUUUACACCGUUUGAAUUGUGUUUGUGAAUAAAAGUUAAGUUUGAAUUAAUCUAAUUCAAUGAAAACAAUUAUUUUUUUUGGCUACUCCGGUUCCUAGGUCAUUCCUAGUUAAUCCUGGUUCAUGUCUCCUCAAGAUAACCUAGCAAAAGUCAACAUGAAUGAACCGGAUAAGAGUGAAAAUGACGGUAACCCACCAAAUUGUGGUGACAAGGCCAUCCGUGUUGAACAAGAUCUCUUUAAAGGUGUUCAGUUUUGCAUUUGUGAUGAUGUUGAUGCUGCAGAAGAGGUCAAAAAAGUUCUGGUUGAAGGAGGAGGUAAACUUGUAAAUUAUUUAUCUGAUAUAGCUACACACUUGAUUGCUAAUAAUCCGGACCAUCAAGAUGUUUGUCAAGCUUUAGAAAUCUACGAAAAACCUGUGGUUACUAGUCGUUGGGUAUGGUUGAGCGCCAAAGCAGGAUGCCUUCUUCCUACUGCUGCUUUCUCACCUCUCAAAAACAGACUCAUGUCUGGUGUGGUAGCCUGUCCAUCUAACCUUCAACGAGAAGAUUUAGAUGCUUUAUGGGCAAUGAUUACAUAUCACGGAGGACAUUUUCAAAUAAAUCUAGACAAAAUGUGUACUCAUCUCAUCUCUGGUAAAGCAGAAGGGGUAAAAUAUGAGAAAGCUCUUACAAUGAGUGAUAAAAUUAAAAUUGUAACCCCAGAUUGGGUCAUUGAUAGUAUUAAAGGUAAAGCUUUGUGUGAUGAGGAGCUUUAUCAUCCUAAAUUGCUCAUAUUACCGGGUGAUAAAGUAGAAACAAAGAACGAAACAUCUAUCACGCCAGUAUCAAUACAUGAUACAAUGAACAUGAUUACUUCAACGAUUAGUGAACAACAAAGUAACACUGUGACAAGUGCGCCAUCAACCCAAGUUACUUUAAGAACAGUAUCCUUGCCUCCUCCUACUAUGGUUGCUAGUGUUAAUGCCCCAGGACUUGGUCAACAAGCAAGGCCAUUAAGAGUUUUGGUGCCUUCCCAAAAUCAAGAAUUGAAUCCUGUAGUACCACAACAAAGUGGUCAGCCUCGUCAGGUAUACCUAGCAUUACAACAACCUCAAAUACGACAGCAGCAAGUGAACUUGGCGCAAGUUCGUCAACAUGCUCCUCGAGGGCCAGUGACUGAAGGAGUUCAACCAGUCAAACCAAUUAUUUUACAGCAAAGAAUUCAACCUCCAGCAUUGCAACAAGUACAGCCUCAACAACAACAGCCUCAACAACAACCUCCUCAUUCUCAACAAAACCACCAAUUGGUUCACCAGCCUCAACCUUCUCCACAACAGAUUCAUCAACAGCAAAGUCAGGUCCAACAACCACCUCAAAUCCAGCGUUUACAGCAACAGCAACAGCAACAGCAGCAACCACAACAGUACCAACAACUUGUCCAGCAACAUUAUCCUCCCUUAAAAGAUGGACAAUCAGGAGUCCCUAUCUCUUUUCCAAAUCAACAACAACCCCCGCUUCAGUCUCAUCCUCAGCAGCAGAUCCCGCAAUCACUUCAAUCCCAAUCUCAACUUCAACCCCAAUCCCAACAACUACAGCAUCCCCAUUCUCAAAUGCAGCUACAUAUGCAACAACAGCAACAACAGCAACAACAGCAGCAACAACAGCAACAACAACAGCAACAACAACAACAACAACAGCAACAGCAGCAUCAGCAGCAUCAGCAGCAGCAGCAGCAACAGCAACAACUAACCCAGCAGCAACCACAACCACAACCACAACAGCAGCAACAGCAACAGCAACAGCAACAACCACAACCCCAACCACAACAACAGUUUACACAGAUCCAGCAACAAUCUCAUUUAAAGCCACAGUAUAUUCAAAAUCAACAAUAUCUUAUACAGAACCAACAGCCCCAUCAAAAUCAAACACAACAGCCUACAAAUCAGAUUGCAUUUAAAAUGGGUGUUCCCCCCAACUAUCCCGGGUCGACAGGUCAACAAAUGAAUCAGGGGCAGAGACAAGUGAUUCCUGUACAGCAAAGACCCCCUCUUAUGCAACAAAUUCAGUCCGGUCAACAAAUAAUGCGUGCACCUAUUCAACAAACCCAAGUUUUCAGUGGCUCACCUCCAACUAAUCAAGAUAACAUAAUGCAGGAUAUGCAGCAACCAAACUCUGUACAAAUGGUUCAAAAUCAACAAUUUGUACAGAUUCAAAGGCAUAAUCCUCCGCAAAUGGUUAAUGUGAGUCAACACAAUGGCCCUCAUCUUAUCAGAACACCAUCACCUCAACAGGUCGUUUAUCAGCACCAAGGACCUUUAGUUGGUCCACACCAAAGACCUGUUAUGCAAGGAAUGCAACAAGUUAUGCAGCCAGGGACACCGAUAUAUAACCAACAAGGACAACAAGUCGCUGUAGGUCCAUCUCAGGUUCAGCGUGUUCCACAGCUCAGGAUGCAACCGAACUUUCAACAAAUGCCUAGAGGCCAAUUUCGUGGACCAGUUCAAGCUCAACAGGUCGUAACUGGUGGACCUCCUCGAAAUUUUAUUAGACAACAAAUACCAGUUCAAGGCCAAUUAAUUCCCAGACAGGGUCCACCGCCUGUUCAAUACUCACAGCAUUUUUCACAACAAGCAUCCCAUAUCGGAUCUCAGCAACCCCAACCAGCUCCACCGUCCCAGCAGUUACAUGAUCAACAACAUUUAAUUCCUAACCAGAUCUCCAAUCAAAUUCCUGCUCAGCAUCCACAAGCACCACAUCCUCAUACUGGAGUGCAAUUGGAGACCCAAACCGUACAAAAACCUAACCAGACUUUAAUACGUGGUCAAGCUAGCCAGAAUUGGAAUCAACAAUGGACACCAACUGCGGAAAGUCCAUGCGGAAUACCCAACCAGCGUCUUUUGAUUAGACCUCCGUCCAAUAACGUACUCAUCGCUCAACAAAACGGCCCUGGCACGCCACAGAUUCUGCAUUCUCCUCAGCAUGAUGGAGCAAGGAAGCAAUUACCUUUCGGGAACCAAACACCCGUUCGCAUUAUGCAUACCGUUGGUCAACGUUUCCCUAUCGCUCCUAAUCAGGCGAGUGAUCCAUUAAAACAACAUGCAAAUUUAGCCCCACCUAUUAAUAAUGUGUUGCCGAAUGGCGAGCUUAUUUCUCCUGUUCUUCCUUCGAUUGAACCUCAACCAGAGAGACUUUUUGGUCAUGAACCUCGAAUAUUAGUUCCUCCAUCGUUUUGUCUUAUUGGUUGCAUCUUUUAUUUUGUUGAAGCUGAAAAGAAUAUUUGUAAUGUUAGUGAAGAACGUUUGGAAAGCUGUAAGAAAAUUGUUCAAAAAUACGGAGGAGAAAUGGAAAACACCUAUUCUGAUAAGUGCACUCAUGUUAUAUGUGAAACGCAGCAAAACCCAAUAGUCCAACAGGCUAUAAAAGAAGGCAAAAGAUGUGUCACAAUAUUCUGGUUAAAUGAUAUUAUUAUUGAAGGAAGGAUGAGACCACCAUAUAAGAUAUGGCACUUACCUCGAACUUUUGAUGGCGAUUUUCUUCCGUGCAGGGAUCACAUUAUCACACUGACUAACUUUGAAGGAACUGAGAGAGUAUUUGUCAAAGAAUUGAUCAAAGUUACUGGAGCUCAAUAUACUAACUACCUUAAUCAUAAAAAUACAAUUAUAAUUUGUAAAAAGUUAGAGGGACCAAAAUUCAAAAAAGCCCUUCAAUGGGACAUGCCGGCAGUUAAUUUAAUAUGGUUACAGGAUAUUCUUUUUGGCCAUCAUAAUCAAGCUUUAAGUGCAUUGCAUAAAUCUCAAAGAUAUACCAAGUUCGAGUCAAAAGAUUGCUGUGAAAUAGAUUACAAUUUAGUCAAACCUUUAUUAACUUGUUGGAAAGUGCCAUUGAAAGUCCCAGAAGACUUACCAAGAAGAAUUAUGGCGUUGAAGGAAGAAGAUGUUAAAAAAACACCCCCUCCAGUCCCAUCAACAUCACCCACUCCUGUACAAACUAAUCAAUCGAACCUACCUCUUCCUCCUCCUCCUUCCCUACCUCCAACGCCACAGACUCCAUCUUUACCCUCAGCUCAGCAGCAAUCGUCGCCACAACAACCACCAUCUCUACCCUCGGUCCAACAACAAUCGCCACCAACAUUACCUUCUUCAAUACCUCCAUCUUCAUCUAGUGCCACAAUUGAAGCCAUGGAAAUUGACCAAACGCUCGAUGCCUCUAAGCCAGUUCCAACUUUAAUAGCUAAAAAACCAGAUAACCCUCUUAAUGCGUUAGCAAGCUUAGAUUUAAAUGAUAAAGAUUCUCUAAUGAAUGAGCCGACUAUGAAAAAAGUUAAGCUCGAACCAUCUAGUGAAGUUUCACCGAAUGAAAAUUUAACUGGAAACUUGCCACCUCCUCCUCCUUUAAUGGUUGCACCUUUCGCCAAUGCUAGUCCUGACCGAGCUGCUGUUAAAGUAAUGUUUACUGGUUUCAAUGAUGCUUCUACUCUAGCAGAACUCAAGGAAUAUGCUAAAAAACUUGGGUUAACGUUAAUUAAUGAAUAUAACAAAUGCACCCACCUUAUUGUAAAUAGAAUUGUGAGAACGUCUAAAUUCAUGUGUGCCUUUAACUAUGCGGACCAUAUAUUAACCUCUGAUUGGAUUGUUGAUAGUUUCAAACGUUCUCAUCUACUCGACGAAAGCCAAUAUAUUUUGUCUGAUCACAAAGGUGAACAGUUAUAUGGUUUUGAUCUCAAAGAAUCAUUAGAGAGACGUAAAGCUCGUAAAACACCUCUUUUUAAGGAUCAUGUUUUUUAUAUCACUCGAUCUUGCCUACCUUCAUUUAAAAUUUUGAAAGAAAUAGCUGAAAGUGCGGGAGCUACUGUCACAAAGAAGGGUCCUUCUCCAAAACAAUUGCAUGCCCUUAAAAAGCGUCGCAAUGAUAUUGCUUUUGUGGUAAUUAGCAAAGAAGAAGACCUCCAUACUUGUGAUCUGUUCUUUGAAAAAGAAACUCCGGUUCUCAACUCAGAAUUCAUUUUACACAGCCUUUUACGACAACAGAUUGAAUACGAACCAUACGCUUUCAAGCCUCGAUGAUUAUAUUUUUUCUUUCAUUAUCUAUUACAGUUUUCUUAUAAGUAUUUUGUUUUAACGAUGAUUUUUCAUGCCAUCUCAAAAUUUGACUUUAUUUAUCACUGAUCAUCAUCAUCAGAAAGUGCAAAAGAAAUAAAAUUUCUUUUACAUUAGAA